This is a messenger RNA of Aspergillus pseudonomiae, 1052 nucleotides long. RefSeq lists its product as uncharacterized. NCBI's taxonomy places the organism in Eukaryota, Fungi, Ascomycota, Eurotiomycetes, Eurotiales, Aspergillaceae. The record is from RefSeq and is a predicted model, not a curated record. Gene Ontology annotation, cellular component: nucleus; pre-snoRNP complex. The coding region runs from base 62 to 805 and encodes 247 amino acids. Gene Ontology annotation, biological process: snoRNA localization; maturation of LSU-rRNA from tricistronic rRNA transcript (SSU-rRNA, 5.8S rRNA, LSU-rRNA); box C/D snoRNP assembly. The transcript has 2 exons.
GUUUGGGUUUCUUAGGGGCGCGGAGGAGGCUGGUGUUACUGUUCUUAGGGCGCCGAGGGGCAUGAGUCGGAAUAAGGCCAAUGCGUCGAAGUGGAUGCCUAAGAAUAAGUGUUUGAAUUGGUCGGUGGAAUGGAUUGCCUCCGAUGGAGAGAAGAGGAUUAGACUCUGCUUGGAGUCGUCGACUCUUGCUGAGGCUUACGAUCGGUCUUUUCCUUUGUCGAAGGAGGAGCGCGAACAGAAGAAGAAAGAUCAGGAAAGCAAGUCGGAAGAAGUGGAUGUCAAUUCGUCUGAACAACUACCUGAUACACGCGACCCUACUCCAUCUACCGCAGAAGCUACGCCUCAGGAAACGCCUAAGGAAGCCGUGCUUCCCAACCCUGAAAGCGAGACAAGACCGGACAUCACGCCGCAAGACCAGCCUACGCAAUCCACAGAUAAGAUUACCUCCCACCGCAACCUCUACUUCUAUCUCCAUCGCCCGCGGACGAGUACGAAACAGCCGGUGCUUGUCCCUCUCUCGCCCACUGCCACUCUUACCUCCGCUCUGCGCGACCGCACCGUUCUAGAAUUCCCGACUAUCUAUAUACUGUCAGACUCACCGGAUGCUUUGUCAUCGGAGGAAGAGAAUGCAAAGUUCCUUCUCGAGAAAGACUAUCUACGCAUGCAGCCACAAGGUGAAACCGAGUCGGGAGAAACCUCCGAGGCAGAUGGCGAGCAACUGGCACCCGGGUCUGUGGAUAUCUCCAAUGUAGAUGAGAAAAGGGUCUUGGAGGUACUGCAAAAAGAUCUAUUGGAGCCCGUUUAGACCGCAGGAUGUUGAUGCUUGCGGAAAUUGGUUAUGAAGGAAUCACUUAUUUCAAACGGGACUGGGUUAACCUGAUCUUGGUUGUCAAUUGUUAAAUAUUCAGUACCUGACUUCGGCGGUGGGCAACGGUUUAAUAAAACUUAUACGAGUGGGUCCAGUUUAAGCGGUUGACACGCGAUGUAGACUGCGGCCAGCGGAAGAGAUUUGGUCCAGAUACGUAGAACGUCUCAACUCGUAGGAUCGAGAC